UUUCCCAAAUGGUAAAUAUAUAUAGAUAGAUAAAUAUGGUCAUGUGCGAGGAGCGAGAGAAACCCUAGAGUGAGAUCCUCGCUUUCCUUGCUCUUCUCCGCCGUGCGCUCCUCCCGCGCUAGCGGAGCCCUGGCCGCAAGAUGAAGUUCAAUAUCGCGAAUCCGACCACGGGGUGCCAGAAGAAGCUUGAGAUCGAUGAUGACCAGAAACUCCGUGCAUUUUUUGACAAGAGAAUCUCUCAGGAAGUCAAUGGGGAUGCUCUUGGUGAGGAGUUCAAGGGCUAUGUCUUCAAAAUCAUGGGUGGGUGUGACAAACAAGGUUUCCCUAUGAAGCAGGGAGUGUUGACUCCUGGACGUGUUCGUUUGCUGCUUCACAGAGGAACCCCAUGCUUCCGGGGGUAUGGUAGGCGCAACGGAGAGCGCAGGCGUAAAUCUGUUCGAGGGUGCAUUGUUAGUCCUGACCUGUCAGUUUUGAACUUGGUCAUUGUCAAGAAGGGUGAGAAUGAUCUUCCUGGAUUGACUGACACAGAGAAGCCAAGGAUGAGAGGACCAAAGAGAGCGUCUAAGAUCAGGAAGUUAUUCAACCUCUCAAAGGAGGAUGAUGUCCGAAAGUACGUGAACACUUAUCGUCGAACAUUCACCACCAAGUCUGGAAAGAAAUGUAGCAAGGCACCAAAAAUCCAGAGGUUGGUAACUCCAUUAACACUGCAGAGGAAGCGGGCCAGAAUUGGUGAAAAGAAGAAGAGGAUUGCCAAGGCCAAAUCGGAAGCAGCUGAGUAUCAGAAGCUUCUUGCCAGCCGGCUCAAGGAGCAGCGUGAGCGCAGGAGUGAGAGCUUGGCCAAGAGGAGAUCCAAGCUUUCUGCUGCAUCAAAGCCUUCCGUUACUGCAGCGUCUUAGAUUUGGUGAAUUCAUAGAACUACCAAUGUUGGCUUAUUUCUAGCUUCAGCGAUGACUUGGUUUCUUCUAUUUUUUGAAUAUAUACAUUGAGGUCUAAAUGCUACUAUUCUUAAGAUAUAGAAUUUCGCUGCCUGAAUUCUGGGUUACAUAUAGUUUUGCAAUGUUUUGUAUUGUGAGAUACAAUUGUUGAUUGUGUAUUUGCUACUUGAAGCAUAUGCCAGAAUGUGUUGUGGGAACGGUCCAAAUCAUUGGUUUCUCUGCUUCCAUUUGUCAAAUCCCUGAGUGAGAUAUUUCAGCUUUC
Messenger RNA from Dioscorea cayenensis subsp. rotundata (Guinea yam), 1197 nucleotides. Its product is annotated as 40S ribosomal protein S6-like. NCBI's taxonomy places the organism in Eukaryota, Viridiplantae, Streptophyta, Magnoliopsida, Dioscoreales, Dioscoreaceae. The transcript is spliced from 6 exons. Bases 141 to 896 code for a protein of 251 amino acids. Gene Ontology annotation, molecular function: structural constituent of ribosome. The record is from RefSeq and is a predicted model, not a curated record. Gene Ontology annotation, biological process: translation. Gene Ontology annotation, cellular component: ribosome.